Messenger RNA from Pelodiscus sinensis (Chinese soft-shelled turtle), 5523 nucleotides. The record is from RefSeq and is a predicted model, not a curated record. NCBI's taxonomy places the organism in Eukaryota, Metazoa, Chordata, Testudines, Trionychidae.
UCUUGCCUCCUACCAAGCAAGAGCAAAAGAAAGAGAAAUUGGCAUCAGACGCUGCCGGAGACGCCUGUGCCCAGCAGAGCAGCGAAAUGAUUCCUAUGAGGAGCUGCACCAGGACUGACCCUUGAAAGAAUCGGAUUUGGGGGAAGAGAAGGAAAAUGUCCGAGUCCAGUUCGUCCCUUAGCCCCCCGGGAUCAUUAACGUCCAGCGGUCGAGUCCUGCGGCUGGCCACCAAAGGGGGGGGGGUCGUGCUGGAGCAGACCCUGCGAGGCAUUGACAAGGGGGACCCGGCCCUCUCCCAAACCGACCAAGAGUCGGGUCUGACCCCCUUCCUGAUCGCCGUGAGAGAGAACAGGCUGUCUAUUGUCGAGCGGCUGCUGGAGCUGGGAGUGAAUCUUUCAGACCAGACUAAACAUGGCCGAAACGCUUUACACGUGGCCGCUGCCCACUCGAAAGAGGAGAUCGUCCGGCUGCUGCUGGCUGGAAAGGCAGAUCCCAACCUCCCUGGAGGGCCCAAGGAGCAAUUGCCCCUUCAUUAUGCAGCUCUCCGUCCCGUCGGGGCCGUCGGUGUGAUGCAGCUGCUGCUGAAGGCUUCUCACAAAGAUGCUCGAUUGAGCCAAGACAAGGAUGGCCGCACACCUCUCUUUCUUGCGGUGGAAGCUGGGAAUCUGGGAGUCUGCAGGGAAUUGCUUUCCACACACGCCACGGCCCAGCUGAGCGCACGGGAAAAGAAAUACGGCGACACUGUGCUGCAUGCAAGCUGUCGGAAGAGAGAUGUGGAAAUGGCCAAAACCCUAGUGGAGUGUGGAGCUGUGGUGGAUUGUCAGAAUGAUGAAGGCCAGACUCCUCUCCAUGUCGCUGUGUGGGAGGGCGAUGAAGCCCUGCUGAAGUUCUUCCAUCACUGCAAGGCCAAUCCCGACCUAGCAGACAAGAUGGACAGGUCGCCCUUGCACAUUGCUGCAGAAAGAGGCCACACCCACGUGGUGGAGGUGCUGACGGAGAAGUUCCACUCCAACGUGCUAGCUCGCACCAAGGACGGCAGCACCCUCAUGCACGUCGCCGCUGCACACGGACACCCCGACACUGCGCUGGCCUUCCUGAAGAAAGGAGUCCUGCUGCACAUGCCCAAUAAGAGUGGGGCGCUCUGCCUGCAUGCAGCAGCCGGGAGGGGCCAUGCGGCCGUGGUGAGGGCCCUGCUGCAGAGGGGGGCAGAGGUGGAUGCGCGAACCAAAGAAAACUACACGGCCCUGCACAUUGCUGCCCAGCGCUGCCAGCCGCAGGUGGUACAGACUCUUCUGGGCUUUGGGGCCCACGUCCAGCUCAAGGGAGGCAAGGCCCAGGAGACGCCCCUGCACAUGGCCGCCCGCAUCCGCGAUGGGGAGAAGGUGGCAGAGAUGCUGCACGUAAGAGGUUUCAAUGCUGCGCUUUGGCUGCAGAACGGCGAGACGGCCAUGCAUGUUGCAGCUCGCCACGGCAGCCUGCGGAUGAUCCAGGCCCUGAUAGAAGAAGGAGGGGAGCUCACCUCGCAGUCCAAGGCUGGAGAGAGCCCCCUGCACAUCGCAGUCCAGCACUGCCACCUGCCCGUGGUGGAGGAGAUCCUCAACUCCCUGGCCACGGAGAAGGGCCACGCAGAGGCCACUGCCUGCGUCAACCAGGAAAACAAGGCCGGGGAGACGCCCCUCCACCUGGCUGCAGCCGUGAAGAAGGACCUGGUGCACUUGGAGGAGGAGGAGACCAGGAUCAUCGCCAUGCUCAUGGAGUAUGAUGCCGACAUCUCCCGCACCACUCGGCUGUCUCUCGAGACCCCCCUGCAUUACUGCGCCCGGGUGGGCAAUUCGGACAUCCUGCUGGAGAUGCUGAAGCACAUGAGCACCAGCCAAAUGCAGCAGACCAUUAACAAGCAAGCCAAGAACGGCUGGUCCCCGUUGCUGGUGGCGGCGGAGCGAGGACACACCGCGAUAGUGAAGAUCCUGCUCCAGCACCAUGCUCGCGUCGACGUCUUCGACGAGCACGGGAAAGCCGCUUUGCACCUGGCCGCAGAGAACGGCCACGACCAGAUUGCCGACGUCCUGCUGUGGCACAAGGCCUUCGUCAAUGCCAAGACCAAACUGGGCCUGACGCCGCUUCACCUCAGCGCCCAGAACGGCUACAACCAUCUAGUCAAGCGCCUCGUGGAGACGCACCUGGCCAGCAUUGAUGCUAUGACCCUGACCAAGCGAACCCCUCUGCACCUCGCUGCGCUGACCGGCCAGCUGGACGUGUGCACCAGCCUGCUGAGCAUGAAUGCGGACGUCAACGCCACCGACAUCCACGGACAGACGCCGUUGCACCUGGCUGCGGAGAACGACCAUUCGGAGGUGGUUCAGUUCUUUCUGAAGCACAGGCCAGAACUGGUGACUUCCGCCAACGUGGAAGGCUCGACCUGCGCCCACCUCGCUGCCUCUAAAGGCAGCGUUGCUGUGAUCAAGGAGCUGCUGAAGUUCAACAAGGUGGGGGCGACCACGGCACGCAACAAGACAAACAACUCCACUCCCCUGCACCUGGCAGCCGCCGGGGGGCACUGCGAGGUGGUGACAGUCUUGCUGCAGACGGGAGCCUCGGCCGUGGAGGAGGACGGCGAAGGAAUGACGGCAAUUCACCUGGCCGCCAAACAUGGGCACCUCAGCGUGCUGGAGGCCUUAAAGGGUAGCGUCUCCUUGAGCAUCGCCAGCACCAAGACAGGAUUUACUGCCCUUCAUGUGGCAGCACGUUAUGGCCAGCUGGACUUCGUCCGAGACAUGCUCGCCAGGGGGUUGGCCGCCAUGCGCAGCGAGCCUCCUCAACUCACCUCCAACAGACAGCAGGUCAAGGAGCAAAGCAAUGAGUCAGGGUUCACACCGCUGCACCUGGCUGCCCAGUCGGGACACGAGAGUCUGGUCCGGCUGCUGCUCAACUACCCCGGCGUACAGGUGGAUUGUCAGACCAGCCUGCAGGGCUCUACCCCUCUCCACCUGGCGGCUCAGCACGGACACACUGCCGUCGCUGGGCUCCUCCUGAGCAAAUCCACCGCCCAGCUGCAUCUCCGAGACAAGAGAGGGCGGACGUGCCUCCACCUGGCAGCCGCCAAUGGCCACGUUGAGAUGGUGCGGGCCUUGCUGGGCCAGGGAGCGGAGAUCAAUGUCACCGACAAGCAAGGCUGGACUCCACUGCACCUGGCUGCCAAAUCGGGUUUCCUGGCCAGUGUUCAGCUGCUGGUGGAGAGCGGUGCCACACCCACUCUCGAGUCUAAGGAGGGAAGGAUCCCUGUCCAGUAUGCAGCUGCUGAGAACCACCAAGAAGUAGUGAGCUUCCUCCUGAAAAAAAAUACCACCACUUUGAAACUGAUUGAGGACAGGAAGUUUAUCUUUGACCUUAUGGUGUGUGGGAAAGUGAACAACAACAAGGUGACUGAGGAAUUUGUCCUUCACUCUUCCGCUCCACUAGACACUGCCAUCAAGCUUUCCCGGGCUUUCAACAUGGCUGCCCUGAAGGAGAAGGAACGUGCCAAAGACCUGCUGACCGCUGCCAAGUACACCGAGAGCAUGGCCACAGAGCUCCUGACGCUGGCCUCAGGAGGUAGAAGCGCUGGCUACCUUCUCCGGGCAGUGGACCACAGAGGCACUACCAUGCUGGACUCAUUAAUUGAGUGUGAACAAAAGGACGUAGUAGCGCAUCCGGCUGUGCAAAAAUACCUGACCGAAGUCUGGUAUGGCAGCCAGAAGUGGGCCUCCUGGAAGAUAGCCCUCGUGUUCUUCUGCUUCCUAGCAUGUCCCCCCAUGUGGCUGGUUUUCUCCCUGCCUCUGAAACACAGGUUCCAUAAAAUUCCCAUCAUGAAGUUCAUGAGCCACUUGGCCUCUCAUAUCUUCUUGCUCUUCCUCUUCAUCCUAACCAUCGUGUAUCCCCCCAUUAGCCCCAUCUAUGAAGGUCACAUGGUGCCAUAUUGGAACGAGUGGUUGCUCUUAGCGUGGCUGAUGGGGACACUGGUCACGGAGGUCAGCCAUUCUGGAGAAAGGGCUGGCCUGGCUUGGAUCAGAGUCUUUGUCUUGAGCUUCUCUACCGUUGCUUUCCUUUGCCAUUUGCUGGCCUCGAUGUUCACCGACACAGAUCGCUUGCACUGCCUGUUUGCCAGGAAUAUUUUCCUAGGGGUGGCCAUGACGCUCUCCUUUGUGCAGUUCCUGGAGUUCCUUACCUUCCACCACCUCUUUGGCCCCUGGGCGGUCAUAAUCCGGAACCUCAUGAAGGAUCUCACCAGGUUCGCGGUCAUCCUAGGCUUGUUUCACCUUGCCUUCACCAUGCAGCUGUCUUCCAUCUACCAGCCAGUCUACCCUGAGCCAAAGGCCAACCUCUCAGCGGGGGAUGGGAAUGUGACUGUGAGCGCCACUGUCCAGGAUCCUGUUGUCAUUAUGGUCACGUUAUUCUUCUCCUUGUUUGGCCUCGUUGACCCGGAGUCUCUUCCCUCGCUCACCCGCACGCCCCAGUUCACUUUCGUCAUCAUCCGCUUUGUGUUUGGGGUCUACCUGAUUGUGACCUUGAUUGUGCUGAUCAACCUGCUGAUCGCCAUGAUGAGCGACACCUACCAGAGGAUACAGGCCCAUUCUGACACUGAGUGGAAAUUUGGCAGGGCCGUGCUCAUCAGGGACAUGACUAGGAAGUCUGGAACACCUUCCCCCUUCAACCUCUUCACAAAUCUUCUCUAUUACAUCAAAAUACUUUGCAAACACAGAGGUAAACUGUGCUCCACUGGACGGCAGGAUCUGAUCAAUGAAGAGGAAGACCUGGACAGUGCUUCCGACACACGAUCCAUCAAUAUGCUGGCUCACACGUCCAUGGGUUGGAUUAGGGUCGCUGACAAGAGGAUGGCACAAGUAUCACCAGAAGGCGGGCACCUUCGAAGCCCUUUGCCAGCAGGGCCGGUGCACAUUGAGGAGGCAGUAGACUGGCGCAAUGUGGCUCUCCGCUAUUACUCCUUGAAAGGUCGUCUGGACAAAGCACUGCUCGAGAGGGAAUUGUCCAUGCACAGUGAGGAGAAGAAGGCUGUGCAGCCCAUAUAUAUGCUGGUGAACUGCCAGGACAUGUGCAGGAUCUAGCCCAGGGGUGGCCAACUCGCGGCUCACGAGCUGCAUGCGGCUAUUCCCCCCCCAAAAGUGCAGCUCGCAAAGCUGCCCCUGCACCCCUCCAAAUGGCCCCCAGCUCCCUGUGCUCACCAGGGCAGGGGAGCAGUCCGGCAGCGAUUCAAACUGGUGUCCGCAGGAUGGCGGCAGCUGGCGGGAGCCUGAUGUGGCCAAAAAGCCUAAGCCCGUGUUUUUUUAAAGGGGCAACGCCCCCCUUCCCCAUCCCCCCUUAACAAUUCUAGUGUGGCUCUUCGCAUUUUUUCCCCCGCUGUUUCAGUUCUCUUCGUUUAAUGGGUUGGCCAACCCGAUCUAGCCUAUUUGUACCCCGCUCCCCAGUACCAGCAAUUGCCGUGACAUGGGUCCUCUCUGGAGUUACCAAUGACGUGUUGUAUAUCCA